Dioscorea cayenensis subsp. rotundata (Guinea yam) is the source of this 1876-nucleotide messenger RNA. RefSeq names its product protein NETWORKED 4B-like. Gene Ontology annotation, cellular component: vacuolar membrane. Lineage: Eukaryota; Viridiplantae; Streptophyta; Magnoliopsida; Dioscoreales; Dioscoreaceae. The record is from RefSeq and is a predicted model, not a curated record. Gene Ontology annotation, molecular function: actin binding.
UUUUUUGGUGAAGAUGAAGCGCAUGAUGUCAAAGAAAUCUCAUUCUUGGUGGUGGGACAGUCACAUUAGUCCUAAAAACUCAAAAUGGCUGGCUGAAAACCUUGAAGAGAUGGACAAGCGUGUGAAAAGUAUGCUGAAAUUGAUUGAUGAAGAAGGUGACUCUUUUGCCAAGAAGGCUGAGAUGUACUACCAGAGGCGUCCUGAGCUGGUCGCCCAUGUGGAGGACUUCUACCGCAUGUAUCGAGCACUUGCUGAGCGGUAUGAUCAUGUCACAGGUGAAUUACGCAAGAAUAUACAAUCAGAGCUUCAGUCUCAGGGCUCCGGUAAUGUAUCAGACAUUGGUUCUGAGCCACCGUCACCAUCUGUACACUCUCCUGAGCUUAUUCCCGAAAGCAAACGAUCUCGACCCAAGGCAAGUCCUGGUAAAGCUGCAGGUUUUGACUUCUUCCUUCGCUCUGGGGGCAGCUCUGAUGUUUCCAGGAAAGAAAGUGAUCCGUCGUCAUCAUCUGAGUCUUCAGACUCUGAGUCCGAAUCUGAAAAUGGCAAAGAAAUCAAUGAACAUGAUAUCACUGAAGGUUUAAAUCAGAGGAUAGUGGAUCUGGAAAAUGAGCUCCAUGAUGUUAAGGAGAAACUUCAAGAGUAUGAAGGGAGCAGUGUUAAUGGGAAAUGUGAACAUAUGGAGAUUGAUGAAUACAACUCCAAGAUUUCAGCAUUGGAAGAAGAGCUAGCUGUUGUGAGCAAGAGGCUACGUGUUUCAGAAGCACUGAUAGUAACCCUCAAACAGAAACUUGCACAGGGCAAUGCAUCGUCAGAGGUUGAGCAUGUGGAGCUUGAUCAUGAAAGGAAGCAGGUCUUGGAGAUGAAAGAACGGAUUGCUGUGUUGGAGGCAGAGGUAACAGAUCAGAAGAAAGUGAUUGAAAAACUUGAUGGUGUGAUUGCGGAUGCCAAUAAGAAAUUUGAAGCCGAGGUAACAAACCGUGAUCACGCAAUUGAAGGCUAUAAAGCAGAAAUUGCCAAUGCAUCUGAAAGGUUCUCACAAGAGAAAUCUCACCUUGAGGCUGAUGUUGCCAAACUUACUGGUACAAUUGUCAACCUGAGAGCUGAACUCAAUAAGAUUUGUGCAAGUGAAGUCAGUGCUUCUAGUGCUGCAGAGAGAUUCUUGCAAGAAAACUCUUCACUUAAAGAGGAAAUCCUUCAUGUCUCAGAGUUGCGCACUGCCCUCGAGACAAAACUCAUAACAGUAGAGGGUGAAUUAAACCUUCUCAAGGCUGAGAAGGCAGAAGCAUCUGUUGAGAGUGAGAAGCAGAUCGAAAACUUAUACAAGUCCAUCUAUGAACUCAACGUGAAAGUUGAGAUACUAAUGUCUGUAAAAGAGAAUCUGGCAGCAAAGUUAAUUGUCUUCAGCAAAGACCUGCAAUGCCGUGACGAACGUAUAAUUGAACUUAAUAAUCAUUUGCAUGACUUGCAUUUGGAGCAUGUUAAAUUGAUCAAAGAGAUCGAAGAGGCACAAAAAACUAGUCUGGAGCUUAGGGGUAAGGUGAAGGAGCUGGAGGAGGAAGUAGAUAAGCAGAAGCUUGCUGUUUUAGAUGGCGCCGAGGGGAAAAGGGAGGCAAUACGACAACUAUGCUUCUCUCUGGAGCAUUACAGAGAUGGAUACAAGCAACUAAGGCAGGUGAUUCAGGGACACAAGAGGCACACUGUCAUGGCAGUUUGAAUUGUUGGUCAUCUUCCUUGUAAAAAUAUCUGAAUUAUGUUGGUGUAUCCUUGUAUUUCUGUUGUCUUGUCUGUGAUGAACUUUGAAGAGGAACUUUGUUGUCUUAUGAGAUAAUUCAUCUUUUAAUUUUCAAUGUCUGGAAUCAAAAUGGUUUUUCUGAUU